AUGGCACCCGAUGGGCCCCUUGUUUUUGCUGGUUCGAGCCCAGCCAACAUGGGCUUUGCCCGCACCUUCUAGACUUCAGCCAUGCUCCCACUGCCACUCGAGUCCCACCUAGGCCCUGCCACCCUGCAACGUGAGGGGACCCUGCCCGGGAAGGGACCCUGCCCUAUGAGAGAAGUACUGGAGAGCACCGGGGCCCACAACUUUCUGGAAGUAAAAAGUGAGAAAAACAGUGAGCAAGAGAGACUCUGGGAAGCUCAAAGCAUGGAGAAAGCUAAAGGAAAAGUAAAAUAUCUUCAGCAAGCCAGGAGAAGAGAAGAAAUACUACCUUUCCUGAGGAAACAGAGAGCAGAAAGGAUUGCAAAAGAGAUGAUUUCUCAUCUGCAUAAACCAAAGAUCAAAACUGAUCAAGUAAGCAGGCUGAAGGUGUCUGAAGCUGACCUUAUGGAUCAAGAAGCAAUAAAGGCUCUUAAAUAG
Molecule: messenger RNA, 474 nt
Organism: Pygoscelis adeliae (Adelie penguin)
Lineage: Eukaryota; Metazoa; Chordata; Aves; Sphenisciformes; Spheniscidae
Gene: HOATZ
Product: chromosome unknown open reading frame, human C11orf88
Exons: 6
Biological process (GO): cilium assembly
Source: RefSeq, a predicted model, not a curated record